CCCUCUUUAGAUUUCAGAUAGCAAUCUGGCUGACAAUCUUCAAGUCAUAAAAUUUUUGGAGCCUUAUCCUAUUAAUCGUCUCCCUUUCUCUGUCGGUCUGUCUCUUCCCCCUCCUUUAUUCUCCCCUCACCAGAAAAACAAGCGCCACCAACAAAACCCAACAAUGUAGACCACCACAAUGCAAGACACACUCCCUUUCCUCUCCAAAAACAACCCUUUUUCUCCCUCACUCUCCUCCCACCACCACCAUAAACACCAUGAUUUUCCUUCACUUUCUCGCCCCAGAAACCUCCACUUCCCCACUUUUUCUUCCAAAACAAUCACUAUUCCUCUCCCUCCCAAACCCCCCAAAAUCCCAGAAAUCCCUUCCAUAUCCCCACCCCCAAGCUCCCACUCCGACUUCCAAGAAAAAAUGCUUUACCUGGACUCCAUCGGCCUCGAUUUUUUCUCCCUAAUCCAACACCACCCUCCCAUCAUAACCACCUCUCUCAAUGAUCUAAAAUCAACCGUUGAUUUCCUCACCUCCUUCAACUUCAGUACGCUCGAGCUACGGCGAAUCCUCUCCAUGUGUCCUGAAAUCCUAACCACCAAACCAACUACCCUGCUCCCAAUCUUCACUUUCCUCUUCCGAGAAGCCCGCGUCAACGGCUCUGAUUUAAAGAAAGUAAUCAACCGACGGCCCAGAUUGCUCACAUGCAACGUGGAAACCCAGCUGCGUCCCACCCUCUAUUUCCUCCAAAACAUCGGCAUCUCCGAGGUAAAAAAACACACUUCCUUACUCUCUUGCAGCGUGGAAAACAAACUGAUUCCUCGUAUCGAGUACUUCCAAAAAAUGGGAUUCUCUUACAGGCAAACCAUUUCGAUGUUCCGUAGAUUUCCUCAACUGUUUAAUUACAGUGUUAAGGAAAAUUACGAGCCGAAAUUGAAUUAUUUUGUGGUGGAAAUGGGGAGAGAUUUGAAAGAGCUUAAAGAGUUUCCACAGUAUUUUUCGUUUAGCUUGGAGAAUAGGAUAAAGCCAAGGCACCAAUGUUGUAUUGAAAAAGGGGUCUGUUUUCCUUUACCUGUUUUGUUAAGGACAAGUGAAGUUGAGUUUCGUAAUAGACUGGAGGUUUGUUGUAAUUCUUCGUUGCCGUUUAAGGGGUCUCCUUUGUGGUGUACAAAAAAUUGUGAUAUCGAAUAGUAGAUGAUUCAGUAUACUGUAAAAAAGAAUGAACUGAUUAUUACUCAUCUUUCGUUUUUGUUGUUUUUCUUUCUACGAUCAUGUGAAAAUUUGGUGACUGGAAUCUGAAUUAAUAUGGGUUUUAUA
Theobroma cacao (cacao) is the source of this 1306-nucleotide messenger RNA. Its product is annotated as Mitochondrial transcription termination factor family protein. Gene Ontology annotation, biological process: regulation of DNA-templated transcription. The record is from RefSeq and is a predicted model, not a curated record. NCBI's taxonomy places the organism in Eukaryota, Viridiplantae, Streptophyta, Magnoliopsida, Malvales, Malvaceae. Gene Ontology annotation, molecular function: double-stranded DNA binding.